Messenger RNA from Heterocephalus glaber (naked mole-rat), 4172 nucleotides. RefSeq names its product tousled like kinase 1 (gene Tlk1). The record is from RefSeq and is a predicted model, not a curated record. Gene Ontology annotation, biological process: chromosome segregation; peptidyl-serine phosphorylation; intracellular signal transduction. NCBI's taxonomy places the organism in Eukaryota, Metazoa, Chordata, Mammalia, Rodentia, Bathyergidae. Gene Ontology annotation, cellular component: nucleus. Gene Ontology annotation, molecular function: ATP binding; protein serine/threonine kinase activity.
CCUCACCUCUUCCCUCCCCACCGCCCCUCGGCUCGGCUUCCUCCCUAUCCCCUUGACUCUCCCCUCUCAGCCCUUGCGCUCUCGCUCGCCCUCAGCGCGUUCCCCGCCAUGACGGAGGCGGGUGCCGGUGCCGUUGCCGCCGCCGCCGCCGUCGCAGGGGGGGAGUCGGGUUCCCAGAAAGUAGCUUGAUGAGUGUCCAAAGUAGCAGUGGAAGUUUGGAGGGGCCGCCAUCUUGGUCCCAGCUCUCCACGUCUCCAACCCCAGGCUCGGCGGCGGCGGCCAGGUCUCUGCUGAAUCACACGCCGCCAUCCGGGAGGCCCAGGGAAGAAACUUUGUAUCCUUUGACCAACACUUCCCCAUCCUCUCUCCCCUGCCACCUCUGGUGCGAUGGAUGAGCUUCAUAGUCUGGAUCCAAGAAGGCAAGAGUUAUUGGAAGCUAGAUUUACUGGAGUUGCAAGUGGGAGCACUGGAAGCACUGGUAGUUGCAGUGUUGGAGCUAAAGCCUCAACAAAUAAUGAAAGCUCUAAUCACAGUUUUGGAAGCUUGGGAUCUUUAAGUGACAAAGAAUCAGAGACACCAGAGAAGAAACAAUCAGAAUCAUCCAGGGGAAGAAAGAGAAAAGCAGAAAACCAGAAUGAAAGUAGUCAGGGAAAAAGUAUUGGGGGACGUGGACACAAAAUUAGCGACUAUUUUGAAUACCAAGGUGGAAAUGGCUCAAGUCCAGUAAGAGGCAUACCUCCUGCAAUCCGUUCUCCUCAAAAUUCACAUUCACAUUCCACUCCUUCCUCAUCUGUUCGACCGAGUAGCCCUUCCCCUACUGCAUUAGCUUUUGGGGACCACCCUGUUUUACAACCAAAGCAGCUAUCUUUUAAAAUUACUCAGACUGAUCUCACAAUGUUGAAAUUAGCAGCAUUAGAAAGUAAUAAAAACCAGGACCUGGAAAAAAAGGAAGGUCGUAUAGAUGAUUUGCUCAGGGCUAACUGUGAUCUCAGACGGCAAAUAGAUGAUCAACAAAAAUUACUUGAAAAAUACAAAGAGAGAUUAAAUAAGUGCAUAUCAAUGAGCAAGAAACUUCUUAUUGAAAAGAGCACACAAGAAAAACUAUCAAGCAGAGAGAAGAGUAUGCAAGAUAGAUUACGCCUUGGGCACUUUACAACAGUUAGACAUGGUGCAUCCUUUACUGAACAAUGGACAGAUGGUUUUGCAUUUCAGAAUCUUGUGAAGCAACAAGAAUGGGUGAAUCAGCAAAGGGAAGAUAUUGAAAGGCAAAGAAAACUUUUAGCCAAACGCAAACCUCCCGCAGCUAAUAAUUCUCAGGCACCUUCUACCAAUUCUGAACCAAAACAAAGAAAAAACAAAGCAGUCAAUGGAGCAGAAAAUGAUCCCUUUGUUAGACCAAAUUUACCACAACUGUUGACUUUGGCAGAAUAUCAUGAACAGGAAGAAAUUUUCAAACUUAGACUAGGACAUCUCAAGAAGGAAGAGGCAGAAAUCCAGGCAGAACUUGAACGUUUGGAAAGAGUCAGAAAUCUUCACAUACGGGAACUCAAAAGAAUAAACAAUGAAGAUAAUUCACAGUUCAAAGAUCAUCCAACGUUAAAUGAAAGAUAUUUAUUACUUCAUCUGCUUGGAAGAGGUGGCUUUAGUGAAGUGUAUAAGGCUUUUGAUCUAUAUGAACAAAGAUAUGCUGCUGUGAAGAUCCAUCAACUUAAUAAAAGCUGGAGAGAUGAGAAAAAAGAAAACUACCACAAACAUGCCUGCAGAGAGUAUAGAAUACACAAAGAACUGGAUCACCCCAGAAUAGUUAAACUGUAUGACUAUUUUUCCUUGGAUACAGAUACGUUUUGUACAGUGUUAGAAUACUGUGAAGGCAAUGACUUGGAUUUCUAUCUGAAGCAACAUAAAUUAAUGUCAGAGAAAGAAGCUAGGUCUAUUGUAAUGCAGAUUGUAAAUGCACUAAGAUAUCUCAAUGAGAUCAAACCUCCUAUUAUACAUUAUGAUCUUAAGCCAGGCAAUAUCCUUCUGGUAGAUGGGACAGCAUGUGGAGAAAUCAAAAUUACUGAUUUUGGUUUGUCCAAAAUUAUGGAUGAUGACAGCUAUGGUGUAGAUGGAAUGGAUCUAACCUCCCAAGGAGCAGGCACUUACUGGUAUUUACCUCCUGAAUGUUUUGUAGUUGGAAAAGAGCCACCAAAGAUUUCCAACAAGGUUGACGUGUGGUCAGUUGGUGUCAUCUUCUUUCAGUGUCUCUAUGGUAGAAAACCAUUUGGUCACAAUCAAUCUCAACAAGACAUUCUUCAAGAAAAUACAAUAUUAAAAGCCACAGAAGUCCAGUUCCCUGUAAAACCAGUUGUAAGCAGUGAAGCCAAGGCCUUUAUAAGACGCUGUUUGGCAUACCGAAAAGAAGAUCGAUUUGAUGUGCACCAGCUGGCAAACGAUCCAUACCUUCUCCCACACAUGAGAAGAUCGAAUUCUUCAGGAAACUUACACAUGGCUGGACUGACGGCAUCUCCCACACCCCCUUCUUCAAGCAUAAUCACUUACUGACUCUCCUCCAGGAUCGGCAUGAUACCUUUGAAUUGCUUCCAGAUGCACACUUGAGUUUUGAGAGCAUUUGAGUGUUUUUUGUUUUCUUUUUUACACAGGACAUGGUUAAGGAUUGUUUGUGAACUGAAAUUCUUCAUAUCGUUGUUUGUAUGAGAGUGGAUCGUGGACAGUGAAUAAAUGUACACUUCUCACGUUCACCUGGAGCAGUGCAGGGUGGCUGCCUGCUGCAGAGACAGGAAUACCAUGUGGAGAUAGAAGACAAAUGGGAUUGUUUGUUUAUUUGGGGGAACACUGUACAUAACGUUUAUAAUACUUAAAUAUAUUUGAUUGUUACUAGAGAGUUCUAAUAUGAAGGGUAGUUUUUCAUUAUUUAAAAACACAUGGAAAAAAAUAUGAGACAUUUCUAACACAAGAACUACAGUGCCUGGAUACAUUCUUCAGCCUUCGGCAGUUAAUCUGCUGAAACCAAAGUAAGAACUGAAUGACAGUGGCCGUAGUGUUUUAUAAUAAUAGAAUGUGAGAGUUAGAAUCUUUGGACAGAGUUAGACUUUGUCAUUUGCCUAUUCUGGCUUUUACCAAGUUGUACCUUGAGAUCAUGUGUCCGUUUUUCUUUCCACUGGUUAUAUUAAAGGGAGAGCUUUUAUUCCUAGAUACUUUACACCUUUGACAGAAAAAGCUGUUUGUUUUGGAAUCAGUUGAAUUCACUAAAUUGUAAUAUCUCCAGUGCUUUCACCUUGUUAGAGUUAUUAACAGGUAUUUUUCUUUUGUUACCAGGCCUUGCUCAUUGAAACGAGAGAGUAUGUAACCAAAUGCAGACCAGUUCUAUGCAGGAUAAUGAUAAAUUCCCUUCUAGCUCUAUUGUAAAUUGUUGUACAGAUGUCCUAUUUCAAUUACUAAAUUUCAGCAGCUUAUUCUUGUACAAAUGUUUUAAAAUAUGGCUUUUCUAAUUGGAUAUUGUAUUUUUUUUAAGUCUCCUUGAAGGCGCUUUAAUUGCUGCUAAAUGACAUUGCUUCUUUUGCUAAAAAAUUAAAUGACCUUUGAAGAUGCAAGUUGACUGUACAUCAUAGAGAAAUAUUAAAAGAGAUAUUGGGCAUUCACUAACAAUCAAGGCAUUUAAAAAUGAUCCAUGUUGGCCAUGUUGAGUUCCUUAAGUCAGUUUCCUGGGUUCUAGGGCUGUGGAGCACAUAGAUACUAGAUUUAUAAACUGUUCAUGGUUUUUUGACAUUUCUAGAAAGGUUCUUAUCAUCAAGGUGGGAUGACAGUCCCAUAAACAAGUUUCUUGUGGUUUGUACAGAUUUGUUAAAAUGUGAAUACUUCCUAACUGCCUUGUAUGGUAGAAACCAAUAUUUUUCAAGAUGCUGUGUUUCACUCCUAUAAGGAUUUUUUCUUUAUUGUCACAUUCAUAAUGCUCAUACUUACAUGUAAGUUGUCCAUGUUGAAGAAAACAGAAGCUAUACCUACCACAGAAUCCCCUUAAUAUUGUACAGUUAAACUGUGGCUCUUAUUUCUGAUGUUGAAAGCCAUUUUGUUUUUUCAUUGUACAUAGACACAUUGUCUCUUUAAGAUGCUGCUGAAAUUGUAGAGAAUGUAGCCAAAACAGUAAUAAACAAUGACAGUUAAAAUGUAAA